CCGGCACGGUAGUUGGCGAUAUGCACCUUUAAAGCUGGUUUAAAUCCGCUAACAAAUCCCACAGAAAAAGAAAAAGAAAAAGAAGGGGUGCAUUUUAAGAAAUUAAAGAUUAAACUGGACUAAUUUAAUCGUCGCCGAAAAUGAGUAAACUAGACGUUUUAAACGCAUACCUGAGGGAGCGUUUAAUGGUGGCUGUGCGCGAGAUAAUAACUGCUGUGGGAGAGACUGUGUUAGAAUUCAAGGAGGAAACCGCCCGGACAAGCAGAGAAAACGAGCAUCUGAGACAGAGGCUUCGGGAGGAUGGUGUCGGAGGCAGUGGACCGAUGUCUGGAGCAGCGCACCCUCCCUCUCCACACACUGAGCAGGAGUGGAGCUCCGGACUGAUGGAUGAGCUCGCGGGGAAUGAAGAGGGGCGGUCGGGCGGUGAGAAGCAGAGGUGCGAACACAAGAACGAAGAGCUUGGUGGGCAACCGUUUGAUCAGGCGACCUGCCGUAAGCCGGAGUGCGUUCAGCUGGGCGUCCACGCGUUAGCCUGCGGAGUGGCCGGAUCCCCGUUCAAACGUCACAGUGUCAAACAGGACCUUGAUCAGAACUCGGUCCAGCCCACAGCUCACCUUAAUUUACAAGCCGUCGGCAAGGCAGAAACGGACUUGCCACCCCCUCCUACGUCUGAUCGUGUUAAAGACGAGCCCGAGGCAAUGCAGUGUACAGCAGAACUGUCAGCUGAAUCAUUGGAAUCGCUAAACCCGACCGGAACCGGGAGCAGUCACGGAAUUUGUAUGGAGAGUCCAGUGUCAGCAACUGCGGUUGAGAAGUGUGAAGGAACGCCGAGAGUGUUGAAAGGGAAAAUGAAGCAUCUCUGCUCCCAGUGUGGGAAGGCCUUCAGUCAGGCGUCUGGCCUCAGAGUCCACCUGCAGUUUCAUUCGGGAAGGAAACCCCACAGUUGCACCCAUUGUGAGAAGACUUUUUUCUACCGUGGGCACUUGAAAGAGCACGAGCGCAUCCACACCGGAGAGAGACCGUACAAAUGCUCGUUUUGCGGAAAGUGCUUUAGGCUGUGUGGGCACUUAAAUCAGCACGAGCGGAUCCACACCGGAGAGCGACCGUUCUCUUGCACGCAGUGUGGGAAAAAUUUCAUACAGAGAGGAAACUUGAAUGUGCACCUUAGAAUUCACUCAGGAGAGGCUACGUAGGCUACAGGUGUAAAGUAUGUGGGAAUCUUUAUGCUAAAAUCUCGCAGCUUAAAAAUCACCUACACAAUCACAUAAAAUUGUGAAAACGUGGGUUUUCCUGGGGCUCUUUGUUAUGUGCCAUUUGAACUUCUAAAAUCUUAUUUAAACUUUAAUUUAUUUAUUUAUUUUUUACAUUUGGCAUCUGACGUUCCUGUAUUUGCAGCUGGCUCGGGAGGGUGAAGACUAGGAUAAUAAAGAAAUUUCGACGGAAUAAAAUGGGCUUAAUGUCAUAGAUUUUAUUUUAUUUUUUGGUUCUCAAUGUAUAUAUGUAUUUUAAAAAUAUAUUUUAGAAAAUAGGAUUUUGAUUGCACAGUCUUUAAAGAUUGUGCUGAUGCUGGCCAGUUAUAUUUAAAGGUAUGUUUCAAAAGCUGUUUUUUGUGCUUGACAGUGAUAUAACUGUGGAUACAGUGCACAGAAAAAUAUGUGUAUAAACACAUUUUGUUCAUUUUUUUCUUUCUAAUUUCUUAUAUUGUGCACGUUCCAGUUCUAGAUCGAAGCACACCUGUGUUUCGGUGGAGAUGGGUGAGGAGAAGUGUAGGUCCAGGUGCACAAUUCAUGAUUUGCAUGAUUUUGGUCCUGCUUGGUGUGGAUGUGCUGUAUAUUCUGUAUACCGGAUGCCGAUUGCAGACGGAAGUGUUUCGGAGCACGUGGCAAGAUGUACAACACAAAAUGAUUCUCCUGUUUUCAUAUGAGGGUGUGUGCAUAUGUAGAUUAUUUAAGACUGAAUUCAAGGGCUUUCUUACAUGUCUGUAGGUGCUGUUUUCUCCGGCAACUAUAUACCAGGGUGAAUGGCAUGACAAUGUCAUGUCUGGUCUGCACAUUCAUGUGAGUACACACCUGUUGGCACCUUCAUCUCCAAGCCUUUUCUGUCAUAGUAGAUCUGUUAAGGUCUGUAUUAGCCGUUCCGUUCUAAAAUGUCUUUGGGACAUUUCUGGGUGUGAUGCUCUUUUCUGUGUGGGAAGGGGUGGGUGUGGCUAAAGAGCCUGCGUGGGAUCAGGUCUCAGCAGAGCGUUCGUAGCUCGCUGGCUACUGUAAUGGUGGAGUUGAGUAAGCACAAGUACAAAAACAUAAAGUGACAAGCGGACAGGACUUGUUAUAAAAACCAAGUCAACCUUGAAAUUGCUUUUCCUCAACGGCGGCAGCUCAAGUUCACAAUGAGAAGCAAUAUGGAAUUGACCUGUUUUCUGUUGGACCUGGAAGUCAUGUUACCUCUAGCUAUCCAGCUAGCCACCUUAGUUAGCUAGAUGGCUGAAGUCGGGUACUCAGGGUGAGUGGGCGGUGUUGAAAACAGAGAUUUGAUUGUAAACACAGGAUCACUACAAAGAUAAAAAAAAAUCCUGCAUGGUAUUCCUUUAAGUCAGUGGUUCUCCUUACUCUGCCAAGAGUAUCCAUCUGCAGCCUGCAAGACUACGAACCGCUUUCACUACAAGACGCACCUUCUACAAGGCACUCAAUUUAUUGGUCAGUUUUAAUGCCAAUCAAAGCACUAUUUAGUGGGAGUUAUCUUGAAGGUGUUUCACAUUGUGCAGUUUUGUGUCCGCCCGAGGGCAUUCUUGAAAAUAUUACACUUAAUUACGUGACCAUUACUGGAUUGAUAGGCCUGUGUGAAAUAGGGGAGUUUCACAUCAGCUGCGUUCACAAUCACUGCAUGAAAGGAGAUUGACAAGCGUAAUGAGAAAUGCAUUAGGCUUUAACCGGUAGACUUUAUCCAAUGAUAGCAAAUUGAAUUGCUAAAACAUGAUUUAGGCUGAUGCCUGACAGAGUAAUAAAUAGGCUAAAUAAAUAUAGGGUCUUUAUGGCUGAGCUUUGGUAGCCUAGUUAGCAUGCCUACAGAAGGCUGAGGCUUAAAAGAGAUGAGCAUGAUUGAUCACUGUUAAUCUAGACAGGCUCAUGCCACUGAGGAGCACUUUGGGCUAUGUUUUCCCGCCAAAAGCUUGUUUCACCGCACAAAGAAAAUCUGUAGACUACAUAACUGAAAAUGGUUGAUUAUUUGGCCUAAAUAUCCGGAGAAAAACAAACUGGUUUUACUUAUAUUGUUGGCAGGCGUGUCAAUGUAUAAAUCUGUCAUUGUGAUAAUGUAGCCGGAUAAUUUAGCCCUUUUCUGUACCAACUGAAUGUGCAUAAUUUUUUGUUUGUUUUUUUGUCAGCCUACAUUUUAUGUAUGAAAUGUGGCUACUUGUGAUGGUUAAAUGCAUUUAUUUUCAUUCAUGUUCAUAUCCUGGUAUUUGUUUAUUUGGAGUCUGUCUCAGAUGUUUAUUCCCUUCUACAGAUUGUGUUAAAGUGGGUUACGUUUCUCAUCCAUAAGGAAGACACAGCCUUGUCAGUAGCCUAAUUGCACAUUAAAAUCACAGGUUUUUGCGAUAAUGCUCUUAGACUGUACAUGUGAUAAUAUUAUUGGCGAUGUAACAUUAAAACAUUUGGCUGAUA
Messenger RNA from Anguilla anguilla (European eel), 3659 nucleotides. Its product is annotated as zinc finger protein with KRAB and SCAN domains 5-like. The transcript has 2 exons. The record is from RefSeq and is a predicted model, not a curated record. The coding region runs from base 141 to 1193 and encodes 350 amino acids. Gene Ontology annotation, biological process: regulation of transcription by RNA polymerase II. Lineage: Eukaryota; Metazoa; Chordata; Actinopteri; Anguilliformes; Anguillidae. Gene Ontology annotation, molecular function: DNA-binding transcription factor activity, RNA polymerase II-specific; RNA polymerase II cis-regulatory region sequence-specific DNA binding.